AUGUUACUACUGAUUGUUCUUCUCCUCGGAACGCUUAUCUAUCCGAUCGAAAGUUUAACGCCAAUGCCGUCGUCGAACGCCAUCGAGUCCGAACUAACUAUGACAACAUCAACAAAACCACAUACGCAUAAGAAGAAUGAGCAACCAAUCGCGAUCGAAGGACGCUUCAUCAUAGCAGAAGGCAACUCUGAUCAUUUGUUUCAUCCAUCAGAUUUCAUUAAAGAAGAAGCUGUUCAAUGCGUGGAAGGUGACACUAAGACUACAAAGAAUGACUGA
Messenger RNA from Adineta ricciae, 276 nucleotides. The record is from the annotation of a GenBank genome assembly. Lineage: Eukaryota; Metazoa; Rotifera; Eurotatoria; Adinetida; Adinetidae.